Varanus komodoensis (Komodo dragon) is the source of this 324-nucleotide messenger RNA. RefSeq names its product serine rich and transmembrane domain containing 1 (gene SERTM1). Gene Ontology annotation, cellular component: intracellular membrane-bounded organelle. The transcript has a single exon. NCBI's taxonomy places the organism in Eukaryota, Metazoa, Chordata, Lepidosauria, Squamata, Varanidae. Bases 1 to 324 code for a protein of 107 amino acids. The record is from RefSeq and is a predicted model, not a curated record.
AUGUCAGAGCUCAAUUCCACAUCUGGAUUACUAGCAACUAUGGCAAAUGGAACUUUUCUGGAGCUGUAUCCCACUUCCCUCUCAACAUCCAUGGAUUCAUCUUCUGGACGCAUGUCUAAUGUCUAUGUCUAUGUCUCAAUAUUCCUCAGUCUUUUGGCCUUCCUUCUUUUGCUAUUAAUUAUUGCACUUCAGAGGCUGAAGAACAUAAUAUCUUCUAGUUCUUCCUACCCAGAAUACACCAGCGAUGCUGGGAGUUCCUUCACUAACUUAGAAGUCUGUAGUAUUUCUUCCCAGCGGUCUGCUUUUUCAAACCUUUCCUCAUGA